GAUUCAUCGAUAGCAGCCAAGAUGGAUACACAGCGUUUGUUUUUGCGCAAGGGGGUGAAAAUCGGAAAUCUGCUGUACUUUCGUGCACUUUAAACAAACAAAUAGGCAUUAUAGCCGAUGGAAGUGGAACCAGCAUCCUUCCAGCUCCUCUAGGCACCCGUUCCAGGGCGCGGCGGCUAGUCCGUGCCAGCCAAUUGGCGCAGCGACAUCGGCAGAGCGCAACCAGCUGCUGUUUGGAGUAGCAAAAAUAAACCAGAGCACAGCUCCCGCUCCCGCUCCCGAGCACACAGACGAUCCCGAUCCGCAUCGAGAAAGGGAGCACCGACAGCCCAUUGUUCUGACACCGAUUCUAGAUUGCCCGGCCAGAUCCGACUCAGCGAUCUAAAAAUGGAGUGGACGCGCGAGAAGACGCUGCAGCUGAUCAGUGAGUACCGCAGCCGACGCGGGCUGUGGGACAUGACUUGCGACGAGUACCGGAAGAAGGACGUCAAGCAGCGGCUCUUGAACGAAGUCAGCCAAGUGCUGGGCGGGAACAUACCGAUCAACGAGCUGGAGAAGAAGUUCCACACGCUGCGCACGCAGUACCACCGCGAGAUCAGUCGCAUGAAACGCAAGGAGCCCUACAACUCCAAGUGGUUUGGAUUCAAAAACCUGGUGUUCCUCAGCUCGCCUUACGCCUGCCGCUCCACAAAGGGUCGCCUGAAGGCGGAUCUGCAGGGCGACGAGCGCAAGUUUGUCCUGGGCGAGGUCACCGCCGAUCAUAACAGCGACAGCAGCACGCCGGCCAAUCACAACAGCAACACGAACGCCAACAUGAACGAGGAGUACCUCCGCAAGAACCACGCCAGCAGUCGGGCCCAGGAGCUGGAGAAACUCAUCGAGGAGACAACCAAAGACGUGGACGACAUUGAUGAGUCGGAGCUGGAGGAGGGGGAGGUCAAGCCAAAGCAGGCGAAAGAGAUGAGUGUCCGUUUUGUGAGCCUCAACGAACAGGAAGAGACGGAGCCGCUGGAGAAUCACCAUCAGACUCUGAUGGACCUGCACCACCAGGGCAACGCCGUGGAAGCCGUCAGCUUCCAGGCCAACGAGAGCGGCGAACUGCACUACCAGACCACACCAUCCCAAAGCACGGGCAGCAGCUCGGUGCACGUAAUGCCCACACGAAUCAUUAAGAUCCAGCGGCGGGACACGUCGAGUGGGCACGAGGAUAGCUACUUUGAGGAGCACACGCAACUGCAUCCGCCGCCGGUCAAACGCAUGUACUACGAAGCCAGUCCAGCAUCGCACAACACCACCUCCAUUCUGUCCCCCGCACUGGAAAGCAGUGCCAACGGCACAGCCAGCAGUGUGCUGACCACCUCGCCCGGAAUAACCAUGAGUAACCUGCGCUUGCCCAAGGUGAACACGCCGCCCAAACCAGCCCAGGCCCAAGCCAUCCCCAGUCCACCUCCGCCCACCAUUGUCAGCCUGCCGCCAGCGCGCGACGAGUUCGCAACGUAUGGAGAGUACGUGGCCAACGAGAUGCGCGCCAUCAGCAAUCGGGAGGUGCUUGUCGCCCUCAAGCACCGCAUCAACACGGCCAUCUUCGAGGCCAACAUGGCCGAAAUAGCCCCGAAAUAGAUUGAUCACUUAGCUAGAGCUAUUAACUACAACUUUAGGUUUAAGGCCUUUGUCUCUGUGCUUUUUAUAGGCCUCCUCCCCUGUGACUUGUAUUCUCAUUUGAAUUUGUACAUUUAAAAUAUAUAUGUAUGUAACGAUUUAAA
Drosophila mauritiana is the source of this 1763-nucleotide messenger RNA. RefSeq lists its product as uncharacterized. The record is from RefSeq and is a predicted model, not a curated record. Bases 388 to 1620 code for a protein of 410 amino acids. The transcript is spliced from 2 exons. Lineage: Eukaryota; Metazoa; Arthropoda; Insecta; Diptera; Drosophilidae.